AGAAACACAGCAAAACGCUGAGCUCCACAGCAGUGAAGGCCACCAUUCUGCUUCAGUACUUCGGAACCUUCAGUUUUGGGCUUUGGAGCGACACGGACUGUUUUUGCUGACGCACCGCUGCGCUGGGGAGGACGUUUUAAACAGUCCAAGAUGGCUCAAGCGGACAGCAGGGCUCUGGUUUUAGGGGCUCUGGCAGGUGCUGCUGGAAUCAGCCUGGCCAUCGUCUACUUUAGGAAAGUCAAAGCAAGUGAUGGCAGAGUCCGAAACCAGAGGAGCUUUGGGGAUCACACGGAUGGCCCGUUGUGUCUGCAGACAGGCCAGGCCGAGGUGCUAGAUCGACUGGGUGCUCUAAUCCACUGUGUGUCCGAGCUCAAAGAAGAGGUAAAAGCCCUGAAGGAUGCACUUCCACACCUGCAGGACAACGUCAGAGAUCAGCUGAGGGGCCGGAGCGCAGAGGAUAUCAGCGCUCGCAGGGCAAGUCCCCUUCACCGCACUCCCACCAGGAGAAAAAGAUCAGGAGUCCCAACUAGAAGUGAAGGACAGAGCUCAGAAGAGGCAGAGAGUGAAGGAGGGUAUAUAACUGCACUGACUGAUUCAGAGGAAGAUGAAAGUGAUGAUGAGCGAAAGCCACAGCAGGAACCAGUCGAUGAACUCAUGGCUCUGCUGCAGAAAGCAGACCGACUGCACAGCUGCAAUGGGCCUGAGAAAGCACAAGGCCUGAGCAUUCUGCUUGAGAGGAAAGAAGAGUUUGAUCAGCGCUGCCAGUAUCUUUGGCGUUUGGCCAGAGCCUAUGCAGAUGCACAUGAUUUUGCUUCGGACCACCUGGAGAAGAAAAGCUGUGCUGAGAACGGUGUCACAGUGUACGUGGAUUGAGAGAAAAAUCGCUGCUACUCUGUUUGGAGAACCGCCCAGUGCCACCGUCCAGGACGCCCUGCAGAACUUCCUCAAGGCAGAAGAGAUCAGUCCCAAGUACUCCAAAUUUAACUACGUGUUUUUAGCUAAGUGUUAUAAAGACUUAGGCCAGAGGAGUGUUGCUCAACAGAUGUGUGACGCUGCCUCUACCAUAAGCGUCGUGACUAAAGAGGAUGAGGAGGCACAGAAGGAGCUGGACUCUCUUGUAGCAUCACUUUAAGUCAACAACAAAAUGGGGCACAAUUUGUCUGUCUUGGUGUUUUGUUGUCUUCUGGAUUCGACUAGACUGUGACUGGUUAAUCAACAAACCAACAUAUCAACUGUUAAUGGUGGUCGGGUCACAUGGUUUAUUAUGUCUUCAUUAAAAGGGAGCCGUGUUUAGUUUGUUUAACUUUA
This is a messenger RNA of Danio rerio (zebrafish), 1308 nucleotides long. The record is from RefSeq and is a predicted model, not a curated record. Lineage: Eukaryota; Metazoa; Chordata; Actinopteri; Cypriniformes; Danionidae.